Messenger RNA from Erinaceus europaeus (western European hedgehog), 2052 nucleotides. Its product is annotated as FERM and PDZ domain-containing protein 2. The transcript has 15 exons. The coding region runs from base 1 to 2052 and encodes 683 amino acids. Gene Ontology annotation, cellular component: cytoskeleton. Lineage: Eukaryota; Metazoa; Chordata; Mammalia; Eulipotyphla; Erinaceidae. Gene Ontology annotation, molecular function: protein binding. The record is from RefSeq and is a predicted model, not a curated record.
AUGGGGGAAAAUAUCUUUAAGAAAUAUUGCAAAGAAUUCUUUUUCCUGGACAAUGAUACCAGGUUGUGCAAAGUAGCCCCUGAAGGCUGGAGUGAGGAGCCCCAAAAGAAGACCUCCUGGAAUACCUUCACACUCUUUUUGAGGAUAAAGUUCUUUGUCAGUCACUGUCAGCUGCUCCAGCAGAGCCAGACAAGGCAUCAGUUUUACCUGCAACUUCGGCAAGACAUCCUGGAAGAGAAUCUGUACUGCAAUGAUGAGACAUUGCUGCAACUGGGGGUCCUCGCCUUGCAGGCUGAGUUUGGCAGUUACCCCGUGGAGGAGGUAGGAGUGGAAACAUGGGGCCUCUGGGUGAGGCUCACUGGAACGAGGGGCUCACUGGAACUGGUGGUGGACAGUAGAAUCUAUUUUCGAGUUGAAGACUACAUCCCAGCAAGUCUCAUUGAGAGAAUGACUGUCCUCCAGGCUCAAGUUCAAGUCUCAGAAAUGCACCGUCUCAGUCCUGUGCUUUGGGGAGAAGCAGCCGAGUUGGAGUUCUUAAGGGAACUUAUUCAUCCUGAACUGAUUGAUCCCUGUGAAUCUGCAUUGAAAAUUCCUAUGAGGAAAGUCACACAGCAGCUCCCAGAAUAUGGUGUGUUGGUUUACCGAGUUCUUCCAGAGAAGACAAGGCCAGAUGGGGAGAUGGCCUUGGGGAUCUGCACCAAGGGUGUCAUUGUAUACGAAAUGAAAAAUGAUAGCAGAAUUGCAAUUUUACGCUUUCAGUGGAGAGAAAUCGGGAAGAUUUCAACUUUUCAAAAGAAGUUCACUAUCACAAGCAGUGUCACUGGGAGAAAGCAUAUGUUUAUCACUGAUUCCACCAAGACCUGCAAAUAUUUACUGGGCCUCUGCUCUGCCCAGCAUCACUUUAAUGCGCUGAUGAGCUCUCCUCAAAUUGUAACUGACUAUGAUAAAUGUUUGCGAAUGGCAAACAAUUUGAACUUCACACAGCUGGCCCAGUCCAAGCCUCUCAAUUGGAUGCAGAAAUUGUCAUGCACAGAUAAUGCACUGUUUGAAUGCAGGCUGGAGGACACUAAAGGGGGCCUUCACAACACAUCACUGGAUAACUUCAAUGUGCAGAUCAACAAAGAGACCGGGGCAGAAAGAAUGGGAGGCAGCCCCUGCACUGGCCAGGAGCAGAGGCAGAACAUCAGUUUGAUCCAGAAGCCAAAGCCUUGUGACCAUGUCUCUGGGUUGCCUGUUCAGAGUGUGCACCUGGGAAAAUGCCAGACCAUGGCCCUGGUUUCAGGAUUACAAAAAAACAGGGGAAAGUGCUUUACAUCCCAACUGGAUCAAGAAAUUGUGCACGUGACACUGAGCAGGGACCCAUGUCGUGGUUUUGGGUUUGUUAUUAAUGAAGGAGAAGAAACAGACAAAGUUCAUCCUGGCAUCUUUAUAUCUUCUAUUAUUCCUGGUGGACCAGCUGAAAAAUCAGAAAAGAUCAAACCAGGAGGACAGAUACUAGCCUUAAAUCACAUCAGUCUGGAGGGAUUCACAUUUAACAUGGCUGUUAGAAUGAUUCAGAAUUCUCCUGACAACAUAGAAUUAAUCAUUUCUCAGUCAAAAGGUGUUUGUGGAAGUACCCCAAGCAAGGAGAAAAAUAGCAUAGCCAAUUCUGGGGUCUUCUUCACAGACAGCAGGAACAAUGGGCACCGGGGAGGUAUUUCAUCAUCUAUACAAUACCAGGAAAGAAAUAGUGAAGAACUAGAAUUGCCUGGAACUCAGAACAUGAUGCCCAGACUGAGGCCCCAGCUCUCCUCUCUGCUGUUAAAGCAUGGUGCUGCCUCUUGUCCUCCAUCACUGUCAGAAACCAAUGCCAAUGAAAUUUAUUUUGUUGAACUGGCUAGAGAGGAUGGCACACUUGGAUUCAGCGUGACUGGUGGCGUCAACACAAGUGUGCUUUAUGGUGGUAUCUAUGUGAAAUCCGUUGUUCCUGGAGGGCCAGCUGCCAGGGAAGGGCAGAUCGUGCAGGGUGAGGGAUGGAUUCAUAGGGAAAUCCUGCCUUCCAUAGUUUUAUGA